This is a messenger RNA of Coccomyxa subellipsoidea C-169, 1516 nucleotides long. RefSeq lists its product as hypothetical. The coding region runs from base 61 to 900 and encodes 279 amino acids. NCBI's taxonomy places the organism in Eukaryota, Viridiplantae, Chlorophyta, Trebouxiophyceae, Coccomyxaceae. The record is from RefSeq and is a predicted model, not a curated record. The transcript is spliced from 7 exons.
CUGGUGUUGAAAUUGCCGGAAUACUUGCUGCAGGCAGGCGAAAAUUCUUCAAAGGUCAGCAUGGCUCAGCAGACUUUGAGCUCGAGCAUUCAAGCGAGGAUCACAACUCAGAGCCCCGCGCAGGGACGUGUUCAGCCAAGGAGGGUCCAUGCUUUACGGCGUGCGCCCGUGGCGAAAGCUCAACGUCGUGUUCUGAGCCCGCUGUGCGCUGCUACUUCUCCCUCCUCUGGUGGAGACUACACAACAGAGCUUGCGAAUGCUGAAAAGCGAUGGGAAGACCAGAUCCGGGAUGGCCGUGUGAAGAGCAUCAGCGCUGCGGCUGCUGGAGAGCUGAAGCAGGAGGGCUGGGUGUUCUUGGACGUCCGGCCGCCCACCGAAGUCGCCAAGGCAGGAGUUGAGGGGUCCAUCGAGGUCCCCAUCUACAUUCCUGAGACAGAGUGGAGCGUUGUGAAUCUGUUGAAGCAGGCCUCCAACUUUGGGCUGGGUGGCUGGUGGCUGGGCGGCAGCCACAUGAUUCCCAACCAGCAGUUCCUUCGCGAGGUGCAGACCAAGAUCCCCAAGGAUGCCAAGGUCAUCGUCGCCUGCCAGAAGGGUCUGCGGUCACUGUCUGCUGCCGAGCAGCUCUCGCGCGCGGGCUACAGCUCGAUCGCAUGGGUGAACGGCGGCCUUGACACAGCCAAGAAGCCAGACCUGCCGGUGAAGGGUGCCGACGACCUGCGAUAUGGCGGCAUUGGAGGCCUGUCAGAGCUGCUCGGCUGGAAUGAUGUGCAGCGUGAGAAGAAUGCUGGCGCCCUUGGCGGUCCCUCUGGCCCCAUCAAGCUGGCAGCUGGAGUGCUUCUCCUGGAUGGGAUCUGGUUCGCAUAUGACUACCUCCAGGAGUUCCUCCACAAGGCCCAAUAAUGAGACCAGUCAGUGUGGGUAUAAAAAGAUGCGUGUAUUCCGUUGUGUCUGAGAAGGAGCUUUUGCGUUGUCAGCCAUCAUCAUGAGGGCAAAAUGAACAUGUUGCACAAGAGGCUUUAGAGGCUGCACAAGAGGUGCUGACGAGGUGUGCAAGAUUGCAGCAUUGUGUUUUUGUCUUGCAAAGUUUGACUGUCGUCAUGCUGUGUAUUUGUGGAAAGGCCAGAACAAAGGUGAAUAUGACAUGGUGCGUAUUUUAAUGUUCAAUUGACUCGCUUGGAAGUUGGAUCAGCACUUAAAAUGGCUAGCUUUCGCUAUUCAAGGACAUAUAUUGUACAGUGCUUGUAAUGUACACUUCCUGCAAGCACCUCUAAACCCUGGCAGAGGUCCCUAUUUGGUGAGGUCAAAAGUUACUCAUGAAACUCCAUUGUACGACCUGCUUGUUCUAACAUUUCAGAAGAAUGCACAAUUCCAGUUGAAUUCCAAGUAAGAAUGUUAUUCUUAGGCCCAUGCUUCUCAAGGCAUCUUCACUCCACUCGCAAAUUCUUCAUGUUCAAGCCAACAGGGAGACGCUGGCCCAGAGUGCCAGGAUGCCAAACUCACUGACGAAUGCUGCAGG